Ochotona curzoniae (black-lipped pika) is the source of this 3910-nucleotide messenger RNA. RefSeq names its product heterogeneous nuclear ribonucleoprotein D like (gene HNRNPDL). Gene Ontology annotation, cellular component: nucleoplasm. Gene Ontology annotation, biological process: regulation of gene expression. Bases 319 to 1224 code for a protein of 301 amino acids. The transcript has 7 exons. NCBI's taxonomy places the organism in Eukaryota, Metazoa, Chordata, Mammalia, Lagomorpha, Ochotonidae. Gene Ontology annotation, molecular function: poly(A) binding; poly(G) binding. The record is from RefSeq and is a predicted model, not a curated record.
CCGCCAUUGUUCCCCGCGGCGCCCGCCCCGCUCGCCGCCCGCAGCCUCGCCCACGGCCGGUCGCGGCCGCAGCCCGCCCCGCUGCUCCCGUCGCUCGUCGCCGGCCCGGGCCGCCAGGGGGCGCGCCGGGCCCCGCGCCACGUCACGGCGCAGCCGCCGUCGCGAUUGGCGGACGGCGCGGCUAUAAAGGGAGGGCGCAGGCGGCGGCCGGAUCUCUUGCGCCGCCAUCUUAAACCCAGCUCCCUACAACGCUCCGCCGCCGCGCCCGCCAGCCGCCCCGCACGCCAGCCGGCCGCCGCCGACCGCCCCGCCGCAGCCAUGGAGGACGUGAACGAGUACAGCAACACGGAGGAGUUCGCGGAGGGAUCGAAGAUCAACGCGAGCAAGAACCAGCAGGAUGACGGUAAAAUGUUUAUUGGAGGCUUGAGCUGGGAUACAAGCAAGAAAGAUCUGACAGAAUAUUUGUCUCGAUUUGGGGAAGUUGUAGACUGUACAAUUAAAACAGACCCGGUCACUGGAAGAUCAAGAGGAUUUGGAUUUGUGCUUUUCAAAGACGCUGCUAGUGUGGAUAAGGUUUUGGAACUAAAAGAACACAAACUGGAUGGUAAAUUGAUAGACCCGAAAAGGGCCAAAGCUCUAAAAGGGAAAGAACCCCCUAAGAAGGUUUUUGUAGGUGGAUUGAGCCCAGACACUUCGGAAGAGCAAAUUAAAGAAUAUUUUGGAGCCUUUGGAGAGAUUGAAAAUAUUGAACUUCCCAUGGAUACAAAAACAAAUGAAAGAAGAGGAUUCUGUUUUAUCACAUACACAGAUGAAGAACCAGUAAAGAAAUUGUUGGAAAGCAGAUACCAUCAAAUUGGUUCUGGGAAGUGUGAAAUCAAAGUGGCACAACCCAAAGAAGUCUAUAGGCAGCAACAGCAGCAACAAAAAGGAGGAAGAGGUGCUGCAGCCGGCGGCCGAGGAGGUGCGCGGGGUCGUGGCCGAGGUCAGGGCCAAAACUGGAACCAAGGAUUUAAUAACUAUUAUGAUCAAGGAUAUGGAAAUUACAAUAGUGCCUAUGGUGGUGAUCAAAACUAUAGUGGCUAUGGCGGAUAUGAUUAUACUGGGUAUAACUAUGGGAACUAUGGAUAUGGACAGGGAUAUACAGACUACAGUGGCCAGCAGAGCACUUACGGCAAGGCGUCUCGAGGGGGUGGCAAUCACCAAAACAAUUACCAGCCGUACUAAAGGAGCACUGUAGAGGAAACAGGUGUGUAUAAGAGUGCAUGAAACAGUUCAAGUGUCUACAUUUAAUUUAAAGAUCAAUAGACAAAUGGAAACAAGUAAAAGCAAAAUAUCAUGUAGCUGUUUUGACUAAAUUGUUAAUUUUUUAAUCUAUGAGCCUGUUUUGCCUAAAGUGUCUAUAGAUCUUUAACUUUAAAGUCUUACCUCACCUUCUUUAGUAUUACAGAAAAACUUAAGAGUUUUUCUGUUUGCUUUGUGUACCAGGCGGUCUAGAGGAAUAAUUAAACUUUUUAGAACUAUUAACAGGUAAAGUACUGAAAGGGGUACAACUUAAGGAAAACAAGAAUGUUGUCUUCUAACUCUGACAUUAUACCUUGUUUGUACCCGCCAGCGGGAACUUCAUUGCAGGCCGUGUGUCACCCUGACCACGUCUAUCUCUGGGGGUCGCACGUUGCGGGCAGAGCGCAAGGCAUACACCAGAAAACGCUGUCCUGUGGUAUGGUCUCUUCCAACUUCAUGUACCAGCGUAAAGAUUAAAGUGGAAAACUUCAGACUUUGGCUUCUUUUUUAAAUCUUUUUGGAGAUUAAGUGUCUAAACUUAACUUAAAUGGUUUUUUACAGGAGUUAAAGUACAUAAAUGCCUUUUUACAGCUUAAUCAUUUUGGUCUUCUGUUUAGUGUUGUAUUUCAAUUGUGGAGCCUCAUUUUAAGUGUUCAUUCUUUAAGAUUUAAUGCUUGCUUUUCUUUUUAUAGCUAAUAGUGAAAUCUACAAACCAAAACAAGAACUUUUAAAUCUGGAAUAUAAAUUAAAGAUCAUAUGCAGGAAAGUAAUUCACUUGCUCGUACUCUAAUACCCCACCCAAAAUCUUGUUUGUGGCAGUGUUUGGUUUGGCUUACUAGAGAUGUUUCCAGUGGGCCAUAAUUCGUUCCGCCUAUUAAGAGUGGAACUGUUGCAUUCCAUCAGUGGAUGGGAAUUUGGUAUGAUUGGGAACUCCAGGAUGAGUUACUAAAUUGUCCAAACUGCAUUUUGACAACAGAUAAUGCAUGUGAUCUUUAAUUAUUGAACAAUAAAGUGAGGACUUAAACAGUUCAUGAAAGUGGACCUUUGAAAGCCUGUCAGGCUCGCACAGAUGUAAUUGCUGUUUUGUUUUUGUUUAUAGGAGAUGCUAAAGAAACCAUCUUGCAAGAGGACAUUGAAGAUUGGUCUUCUGUUGAUCUAAGAUGAUUAUUUUGUAAAAGACUUUCUAGUGUACAAGGCACAAAUGUGUCCAACUGUAAAUAGCCGCCAAUAGUUUUCUUUGUUUUUACUUUGUCCUUUGCUAUGUGUUUAAGACUCAAUGUGGAUUUGUGUUUAUACAGAUUUUAUUUGUACGAUUUCUUUUGUUAAACCUCAAAUAAAUGCUUCCUUAUGUGAUUGUUUUUCUGCGUCAGGUAUACUACGUAGCUCUGUAAAAUGUACUUUUAAAUAAGCAAUAAUUAAGGCAGCUUAUUAGCCUAUAAAGACAUGGAGACGCUAUGGUCCUUGAUGGAUAACCCAGCCAGUGUCACUCUGUCGCCCAGGCUUUUAGGCACACCCUGUGCUCACCAGGGCUUUAAUUUCCUGGUUAUUUGAAGCUUCUACUACCCUCAAGGAAUCUAAUCUCUGGUUAUCUGGAAGUUAUGCAAGUCAUAGCAUUGGGAUUGGUGUAGGCUUUCUAGUAGGCCCUAUGUGUUACAGAUUGUGUUUUCUAGGAGUUGUUUGUUUGUUCUCAACACAAAGCUUGCUGAUGUAAUGGCUGCUCUUUGCUUUGUUUCUAUCUCUGGGAAAGUUUAUGAUUUUCUAAUUGCUUGCUAGAGUUCGUUGGCAGUCUGCCUAUAAAAGCUUGCACUAAUUGCAAUACCCUGACUGAAGAUCUUUUGGUUAAAAAAAAAAAUUCCAGAUACAUGCAGGAAACAGUACUAUAAAGCCAGUAGGAUCUCUGGUUUAACAGAACGUUGGAAUAGUGGCAGAAUACCUGUGUUCAGACAGCAGGUUGUAGCUACCACAGAUGAAGUGUUUCGUACUUAGGCAUUCUUAGGAAGCUGUACUAGUCUGUUACAUGGUGAGUUUUUCACUAAUAGCUAAAUCUCAUUUUUAAUGCAGCUCAUGCACAAGUGGUAGUUAUGUGUUUAUUUCCAUAUUCGGGCACAUGAAGGAAUUUGACUUUAAAGGUAACUUUAGGUCACAUGCUUUCUGGUGCAUUUGAAAAGAUUUAGGAAAAAGUUUUAAAUUCACUGGUUGGAUUUAGGACAGCUUGUUCCCAUGGCUCAAUCUUAGCUGCUGGAGUUGGCAUACAAGUUUGAACGUAGAGUGGUUGACUGCACACUCUAUGCACUGACUUUUGGUUUGGUUUUUCAAUUUUUGUGUGUGCUGAUUCCUGCCUCUUUAAAAAAUUUUGAUGCCUGCAACUUUGUUCAAUGAUGUUUGUAUUUGCGGGGCUACACAGUGCUCUUGGCCUUGCUUUGUUACUGUCUGACUGACCUUGGGCCUAGGCCAAGUACCACUGUUGAUUUGGACCCGCAACUUGAGGGAAUGGAGGAGAGGGUCUUGUUAGUAGGUAUAGUAGGGUAGUGAAUCCUGUAAGCUCGAGUUUAUGAUUAGGUGAUGAGUUGACAUUGAGAUUGUCUUUUUCCCUGGUCAAACGUGAAUAAUAAAAGCUUUUCAAAUAAAA